CCUUCCACUUCCUUAGGGCUCUUUCACCGCGUCCUUUGGUCCUUUGUCUCGACGGGGUUUCCUCGUCCUUUCUUUUCCUUUCGAUUCCGCUUUUGUUUCUUUUAUUCUUUACUUCGAAGAAUCUCUUCGUUCCUCGCGAGAAGCGCGGAUCUUAUUUUUUCUCUUUUCCACUCUCGCUCGCAGUCUCCGCAUCCGUUACAUCCCGAUCGAAACGAUUGUCGCAAUUUUCCUUUCUCUCUCUCUCUCUCUCUCUCUCUUCACACGUCCAUUCUCUCCUUCCCGUUUGAUUCAACGGCGCGCAUCGCGAACAAGGCCUACCCCAACUCACCAAUUUUCCCUCUCCCACGCUCUUAUUUCAUUUCCUUCUCGUUCUAACCACCGCCCCGAGCGACCUCCUCCCGCCGCUUUUCUCGCUUCGCGGACUUUUGUUUCAUCUUCUCUCUUUCAUCUACCUCGCCUCGGAAUCUUCGUCUUGCUCCUCCUCGCAGAUGAGCGGAACUCGCAGGUCUCAUCAACCACCGGCGAGCCUCACCCUCCAACAAACCCCCUACAAACGCCGCCUCCUUCUCUCUCUUCCUCUCUCCACCGUUUUUCUAACUUUACCUCCCUCGUUUUUGCCCUUUUUCUCCCUCUCCAUCUCCCUCUCUCUCGCUCUCGGUCUCCGCUCGGCUCUCGCUAUUUCUCUCCCUCUCUCGCGACUUUGAGAGGCCGUGGGAGCCAGGGAGAAUUCAACCCCCUGUCCCGGUGGCGAAACGGACCACCUCGCAGUGUUGCCUACCGCGCCACGGAGCACAACACUCGCCGUUCGAACAAUAUUAUACAUACACGUUACACCUACACAAUUUUAAGAGCCCGAAAUAAUGAUAAACUCGCAUGAAUAAACUUAAUUAAUGAACUAAUCGAUCUAUUAAUUUAUUCAUUUUAAAUAAAUAUACGGAAAUAAACGGGAGAAGAAAACUCGAAACAGUAGCUCAAAGUUGUGCGAACUUUUGUACCCAAAAAAUCAUUUCGUUUCGCGGAUUAUCGAGUUAAUUUUGACUCGCGCGGUUUUGACGUCGAAACAAAAAAAAUGAUUUAGAAAAGAUAAACAUGAAAAUUUCAUUGAAAGCAUAGAGGAAACAGCAUCGGUCUCCGGUCCAUCGCAUCCUCGCCGUAAAGAUUCUUACAACGAUCGCAAAAUAGAGAGAAAAAUCUAGCAGUGCCCUCGGACAAUUGACCGAUGAAAUAACGACAGUUGUAAUUCACAAUAAGAAGCCUCGACUUCGGGCUUUAUCGAGUUUAGAUAAUUCGGAUGCUGCGCUGCGGCAAGUCGUUUUUCUUCACAUAUCCAGUCUCAUCGCAUAUCGACCACCGCCGCUCCACCACCUCGGACAGACCCUUUGAACAUAUAAUGUCGUUGGAUAUUCCGCUGAUAUCCUCGGACGAAAAAAACGAGGAACACCGAGUGCUCGAGAACAAACGGGAACGAAUGAAUUCGUGAGUUUGACGAAUCAUCUUUUGCGGAGGCACGAAAACUAGGAAACCACUUUUGGCUCGUAGAAUAAUCGCGAUUCUUGGGCGAGAGACGAUCGAUGAAAACAUGAUCGAUUCGCGUCAUCACUCGUUCAGGUCCUCCCUUUAACAACGAGCGAUUCGAACCACGAUACUUUUUCGUAUCGUCGAGAGGACGGAAACAAGUAUUUGACAGAGUACCUACUCGCGCACAGUGAUGACGUUUUAUUAACCAAUCUAUGGAAUAAACUAGGAAAUAUAACAAAUGAAUUAUUAGCGGACAAAAAUAAAAGAAACGUUAUACCUGCUACUAGGAUUUCACACUCGGAAGGUGCCUAAAAUCAUUCAAUAAACUAGUGCCUAAAUAAUGAAAAAAAAAGCAACAAAUAUACAUCGUAUAACGCGCAAUAAUAGUACGAGAAUUUAUUUCGCCUUGAGUCGCCGGAGCGGAGUUAAAACGGACGUGACGGGAUUAAACUGUCGGUGAACUUGUUGCUGUCGUUGCAAAAAAUCAUCCGCGGGAUUGGCGAAUCGUUGGUUCCCGAAUUUGAAGAAAUACUCGCUCCCGUGGCCCCUUGAAAGACGCUCGAUUGCUCCAAGUUCAGUUUGAAAUCGUCGGAAAAAGGCAGGAUCACGAUUUAUUUUGGAGUUAAGUGAAAAUUGAGGAAACCCUUGAGGAUUACGUGCGAAACAGAGCGGCGAGAAGAAGCCACCGGAAACGAAUGUUCUUCUCGAGGGGCUCCGUCACAAGGACGAUUCCACGAGUCGAAAGCUUCUCGACGAAGUUGUCUCACGACUCCGACAACAAUAUUAAAGCCUCCACCAAAAAUCCUUCGAGCGAUAUAUUCAAUUAUUUAAAUCGAUCGAAAUUCGCUAAUUGUAAUCUGCCACUCGUCAUCGUUCUCAGUGAUGUCACAAUUAAUGUUAUGCAAUCUUGCCAACACCUCGAACGCGGGAAAUGAUACGAACAAUAACGCUAACACCAACAGCAGCAUGGAGGACGAUGAUUCUUAUCCACUGCCUACGAUUUAUAGGUGUCGAGCACCCAUAGCGAGUCUGGAUUGCAUGGAAGAGUUCAAUGGUGGCGGGGGUGGCGCAGGAGAUUCUGGAGUUCACUGUAGCACGACCGGGGGCACGAAGGAACAAUUGUUGACGAAUUGCAUCGCCGCACAGGCACAUCGCUCACAACAUCCUUCGCCAGGUAUUCGCUACCGCAACUUGGGCAAAAGCGGUCUACGUGUUUCCAAUGUUGGAUUAGGAACGUGGACAACAUUUGGAGGUGUGGGCGGUUGCAUAAGCGAGGAAACCGCCGAAGCUGUGGUCGCCCUCGCAUACGACAGUGGCAUCAACGUGUUCGAUCUUAGCGAAGCGCACAGUGGUCAUCGCGCGGAAACACAAUUGGGCAGAAUACUCCUUCGUCGUGCCUGGAAUCGCUCGAGUUACGUUGUGACUACGAAAAUUUAUUGGAACACCAAAACCGAGGGCCGGGGAUUAUCUCGUAAACACAUUAUUGAAUCUGUCCAAGCCUCACUCGCCAGACUGCAAUUGUCGUACAUAGACAUCGUCAUGAUUCACAAAGUUGACCCAAUGUGCCCGAUGGAAGAAAUAGUACGAGCUAUGAAUUACUUGAUAAGCAAAGGUUGGGUCAUGUAUUGGGGCACGUCUCGUUGGACCCCGGUCGAAAUAAUGGAGGCUUACACAAACUGUCGACAAUUUAAUUGCGUUACCCCGAUCGUCGAGCAGGCCGAGUAUCAUCUCUUCUACAGAGACAAACCGGAGCUCUACAUGCCAGAAUUGUACAAUAAAAUUGGUGUCGGAUUGAUGGCGUGGUCGACCGUGACGAUCGGUAUGGUCUCCCCGAAACCCGAUGAUUGCGGAGUUUCGCUACUUUCGCGAUCUUCUUACAAGAAUAAGUAUUCGUCGUUUAGUUGGACGGAGGACGAGACACAAUCGUUGUACAAAGAGAGUAUACGCGGCUCCCUGACUCAAGAAUACGGUUGGAAAGAGAAACCGGUGGAAGAAGAGACGAGAAAGUACUCGGACAAAUUGAGGGACGUUUGCGCCCUUGCCGAGAGACUCGGUUGCUCCUUUGGCCAACUCGCAAUCGCGUGGUCCCUCAAGAAUGAAAGUGUCCAGUGCCUUCUUCUCGGAGCAUCCAACACAGAUCAACUCUACGAGAGUUUGCAGAGCUUGCAGCUCAUUCCAAAGCUCAACACGAACAUGAUGAACGAAAUCGAGAGAAUACUAGACAACAAGCCUUGCCGUCCACCAAUGGUAUCGACACUUGCGCUCAGAUGACAAUCGAUGUGCCCCCAUGGCAGCACUGGGGGCUCACUCGAAGAGGGUGCAUCUAGUCCUAAGAGCGAGGGUGGAAACAGCCAGGAUCAGGAGCAGACCAAUAAAGACGUGACCAAUAAACUCCCGUUCUGUGAGAUUCAGUGAAGCGCUCGCUCGACAAAAUGAUACGAGAAACAGUCGAGAAUGGAAGAGAAAUGAGAGAGGAGGAUUGAUGAAAUUUGAGGAAAAGGGGCGCUGAAAAAUAAUUGCAUUAAGGAUGCGCGAGCCAAGAUGGGAGGCACAAGAACGAGUUUUAUGGCGAGCGGCACUCGCGAAGUUUGAGAGAAAAUGGAGAAGCAAAACACGAAUAAAAUUUCGAGCUCGUUCGGCUAUUUUGUGGCUCACUAUUUCCCGGUGAAAAUAAAAAGGGAAAGAUAAUUUAACGAAACCGAUGAUUCCUCGUAACUGCAGGCUCACGUACGCGAAGAACUAACAAAAAUCGCAACCCACAACGUUGUUUCAAGCCUCCAACAUUUUUAUCGACCUCUCCGAAGCUCGAUUUUUUAUUUCAUUGCGAAAUGAGAUCGGAGCCCAGCGCCCUGUCAUGCAAUUUUAAUAACGAGAGCCCAAGACAAUACCGCGAAGGAUUUAAAAACCGACGACAAUUACAACAGUGCAUCACCUCGGUUUUUCACUUCGGUGAAACAAAACAAAUUACUAAUGAAAAUUCAAAUAACUACAUUUUACAUCAUUUUGGAGGGACGGACUUUUCGCUUCGUCGCGAUCCUCGCUGAUCAACACUUCGGGCUGGAUGAAUUUCGAUGUCGACGAAUCCACGAAUAUUAUUGAACAUUUGAAAACGAAUUUCAAAGCGUACACAAACGAAUCAUACGAGCAAAAAAAACCAUUCGUUCUAGAUCGCCAGGAACUUGAUCCUGAAAACUUGAAAGUUUCGUUUUCAGGCUCACUGAAUUUCGAUAGCAGAGAGAAAUCAAUAAAUUCAAAGUUAUCUUUCAUUGAUCAAUCGAAGGUUGCGAUGUCCGAGAUAAAAGUUCAAAAUUAUUUUUUUCAUUGUGCGCAAAUGAUUUUUCAAAUUAUGAAAAACAAAGUGCUUUCCUGAUAAGUUUUUUUCAAUAAUGUUUUACAAAAGAUUCUGAAAAAAUGAUUGAGCUGCUCCAAGCUUUUGAAAACUGCGUUAAACCGUUGUCGUGAAGAGUGUGUGUGCGUGUGUGUGCGCGCGCGCGUGUGUGUGUGUGGGUGUGUGUAUGUUUUUUUUUAUCGGAGAAGAUGCAACAGCUUAUUCAAAUUCGUUUUUAACAGACAUUUAACCGUAAAAAUCGUUAAUUUCUUAUCUCCCUUUCCGCGAAUUUCCACACGCCUAUUAAAACUAUAAUUAUAUACGAUGUCGAACACGCCGGUAAAAAAAAAAUGUAAAAUAUUGUUCGCGACGCGAAGGACGUGGACAGAGUCACGAAAAAGUGGUUAAAACGAGGAAAAAAAUACGAAAAAGAUAGAAGAGAAGUCGCGUUUACAUUUUUGAUAAUUCGUUGAUUAAUUCAUUAUCAAAUAUCAAAUAAGCCUUGCAAGCUAAUCCUUGACAAAUAGAUUUAACUAUCGUAGGUCAUGCAAGAUCAAUAAAAAGGUUAAUGAGGAAUAAAUGGAGAGGAAGAGCAGCCGGUUAGUCUGACUUUAUCGCACUCGAGCGUUUCUCCGCGGAAGAUUUUUUCAAUGGGAUACAACCGAAAGCGAGAGGGAAAAGAAAUUCUGUCGGAUGAUCGAAUCGUGUUAAUGAAUCGAGGCAUUUAUUAUCCCUCCAAAGUAAUUUUUAAUCAUUCAUUGCUCAUAUACGCCAGCACACUUAGGAUAAACGAAAUAUGAAGAAAGAGUCGCGAGUGAAUUUCGAGUUUAUGAGUCAUUGGAAGAAGAGAGAGAGAGAGAGAGGGAGAGAGCUGAGAAGAAAUUAAUCUCGUAGAGACGCGAAAGAAAUUGCAUUUUUAUUCUCUCGUCUAAUAAGAACCGCAAUUUUCCCUCAGCCCAAAGCAAUCUCCUUUACAAUUAAUUAAUAAUGAGAUUGAUAAAUGUGAUCGAGUCUCUCGCUUCUCGAGUUUAUUUCGCCUUGUUUAUUUUUCACUCCAAAAUAUUUCAUUAAUCAAUUAAUUAAUCAACAAUCUCGAGACGUUGUUGCGAGAACUUAUUUCUCUCCUGUUUGCAACGAGGGCGGAUUCGAAAUAAGAUCUCGAGAGAAUCCUCGAGACGAGUUCAAUUUUCCACACAAAAAUAUCAACUUUAAACAAAUUUUCAUUUUAAAAAACAACCUAAUUACAAUACGAGAAGUGAUCGAGAGUUUACGAUAACGAGAGACGAACCGCGUCGAAUGGCAAUUCUAAUAUAUUUUUUAUCGCCAAUAUCGAAUAUAUAUAUAAAUCAGUAGUUUGGUAUGCCGGUCCAUACGAUAAAGAGAAUAAUUGAAUUUAAAAUUAAACUAAUAUAAAUAUAUAAACAUGUGUAUAUAUUUACAUAUGAGGAUUAAACAAAACAAUUAAUAACAAUUUAAAGAGCGCCCGAUAUACUACUGUGUAGGAUACGACGAAAAAAACAAAAACCUUGAUAAAAACAAGAGAACAAAAAAAAACAAAUAAGCAUUAACGAGAAGUGACGAGAAGUGCUGUCGUGAAAUCGCGUUUAGACUGCCUCGCUCAUCGCGAAUUUCACGAAUUUUAUUAAUCAUAUAAUAACAAAAGAAAAGGGAAAAAAAAAUUAAUAAACGAGCCAGGAGAAAAAUACAGUGAGGAGGGUGGGGCGAAGCAUUUUCGAAGCUUGAAUCACGACGCGGAUACGUUUUCCGCUUUUCAUGCAAACGCCAUAAUAAUUUGAAGAGAAAUUAAUAAUAAUAAUUAUAAGAAAACGAUUAAUAGGGAAUAUUGAAAUUUGAAGAAAAAAAACGAAAAAAAAAAAAAUUGAAUAACGAACGAACGAAUAAAACCCUAUUCGAGAAACCGGGUUUAUUGUCCUACACAUCUUUUGCAAGCUUUGUCAGUCUCCUUAGAUUUGUAUAUAAACGCGCCAGCGCGCUAAGUGAAGGAAAAGAAAAAAAAACAAUAAUUAACAAAAAAAAAACCAAAACUAUUCAAGGAAAGCUCCAUAUUACAUAAAUUAUUAUAUCUAAUCGAUUUCUUCGAGUACGAAACCAAGGAGUAAUAAUGAAAGUCGUGAUAGAACACCAUCAUAUCGUUAGUCAUUAAAAAAAUUUAAAAAAAAAAAAAAAACCGAAAAAAAAACAGCGAGAAAAAAACGAAAAAAAAGCCCAAAAAAGGGAAUAAAAAUCAGAAAUUCUUCACCGGUUUCUCGCACGUUUGAAUCUUUUAUUUAUUAGCAUUAUUUACAUUCACGAGUUUUAUUCAUUCACGAGUUUCGCUUCUUUUAAUAAUACCACGAGGCGUACCGGAGAAUAAACGACUAAUGAACGAGAUAAAUCGGUGAAAAAAGGAACACGCAAUACGACACUCCGGAACGAGUAGAAAUAAUUUUCUUCGAACAUUUCUUCGAACUUAUCACUCAUAUUUAGACAAUUUGACGAAGAAACGAGCACACAUCACUGUCAAACUGAAAAGAAAAAAUGUAAUAAACAAAAAAAUAUUAAAAAUAAAAAACAAGCGAAAAUUAAAAAAAAAAAAAAAAAAAAAAUAAGAAAUAUCGUUCGACACACGCUUCGGAAAAACGCAAUUUAGUAAAUUCAUCGGGGUGAUGCGAGUGAUACGACGAUUUAAAAAAAAAGGACGGAAAGGAAAAUGAAGUAAAAAUAUUCUAUAUAGGACAACGGAGAGGAUAGGAGCAGAGAAAAAAAUUGUGAUUGAAAAACCAGCACGUUUGAAAAAAAACUAAAAAAAAAAAAAGAACAAAAAAAAAGACAAAAGAACCUUUUUAUUCGUGCUGUACAAAAUGAAUUAUUAUUAUUAUUAAUAAUCAAUCCUCCGAUGUGACGAAACCUCGAAUUAUGAGAUCGUCGAUCAACGACACUUUUGGGGAUGAUGAACUAUUGUUUUUAUCAUUGUUAAGUCGACAUACGAGUUGUUUAAUAAAAUUUAGACCGCGGAACAGAAA
Venturia canescens is the source of this 7869-nucleotide messenger RNA. It is a transcript of the gene Hk, whose product is annotated as Hyperkinetic. The record is from RefSeq and is a predicted model, not a curated record. Lineage: Eukaryota; Metazoa; Arthropoda; Insecta; Hymenoptera; Ichneumonidae. Gene Ontology annotation, molecular function: potassium channel regulator activity; voltage-gated potassium channel activity; transmembrane transporter binding. Gene Ontology annotation, cellular component: cytoplasm; voltage-gated potassium channel complex. The transcript has 10 exons. Bases 2401 to 3789 code for a protein of 462 amino acids. Gene Ontology annotation, biological process: potassium ion transport; regulation of potassium ion transmembrane transport.